CUGCUUCUCUCUCUCUUUCAACACAAAACACAAAUGGCGAUUCGUGUACCCUUCUAGACUCAACGCCACAGCAACACUUGCAGGUACAAAUUUUGGGUCAUUCACUUGAAGUGGUUUGAAAUACUUCUGAGAUAGUUUCUUCAACAUAUAGGCAAGGAGUCAAGCACCUCCCUAGCAGAAAGAUUAAAAAAGAAAUUAACAGUUCCAAGAAGUACGCAGUUCUAGAUAUUUUUCUGAUUUAUCUAGUGAAUGUGCAAGCUACUCAGGUGUAUCUUGAAACUUAUCCUACUCUAAAGAGGACAACAGAUGAAUGGUUAGCUGUUUGUAAUAUAAAGGCACGAUCUGUUGUGGAGAUUUCAAAAAAAGCAGAACAACCUAUUGAUUCAGCUUUUCAAGAGGAUGUCAUUCAAGUGUAUGCAAUUGAUAUUUCUGUAGAUGAAACUCCCCAUGCAUUGAAUGAUCCUGAUGGUUUGCUCAUUGACAUGGAGGAGGAGGAGGAGGAGGAGGAGGAGGAGGAGGACGAGGACGAGGACGAGGACGAGGACGAGGAGGGGGAUGAUGAAGAAAGUGAAUAAACUAAAUGUUACUUGAAGUGGUAAAAGUUUAUGUUUUUGAAUGGAUCUAAUUUGAAUUAUCUCUUAGAACCAGUAAGGAGGAAAGUACUUUUUGAGUGAAUUUGGUUAUGUCCUUAUAUUUUGUAAUUUUUGUUGUACAUCUUAUCUCUUGUGUCCACAAAAUGAAUUGAUGUAAUUGAAAGCUAGUACUUAAUCUUAUAAUGAUCUUUGUUGCUUCAGUUAUAAGUUGUACAUCAUAUCUUUUGUAUACACAAAAUGAACUGAUAUAAUGUAAAAGCUAAUACUUUAUCUUAUAAGGAACAUUGUUGCUUCAGUUAUUAAGAUUUAUUAUGUUAAGAGUUAUUUCAUGAGCUAUUUUGUAUGUAUUCAAAGCUGUGAUCCAUUGCUAAUUAAUAAACUUUUAAGAAUAUGAGUGACUCGCCAUCAUCAGUUCCUCGUACUCCUAGUACUCCUGGAACUCCAGAUAUCUCUGUUGGAUCUACUACCGGCUCAUGUCCAUCUAGUCGGUUGGCCAUCUCAGUUGUGGGAGAAAAGUUCGUUCCUAAUGGUCAUUCUAUCUCAAAGACCAUCACUGAUACCUUCAUGGAGCGGCAAGAUGCUACUGGUUACACAUGGAAGGUUGUCUGCCAAUCCACUCGUGACUUCUAUUGGCAUGAAUUUAUGAAAUUAUAUCACUGGAGUUCUGCUGAGGAUGCCAUAAUCAAACAUACUUGGAAAAAAGUGGCAUCUACCUUGUACACUAAAAAGCUGCACAAGUGGCGAAAUUUUACAACCAGACCUACUUUUAUUAAAGAGCAUAUAUGGGAAAGCUGGCAGGCACACUGGUCAUCGAAAAAGUGGCUUGAAAAAUCUCGUGUCGCCAUUCAAAAUCGGUGUAGCGAGACUGGUGGUCCAGGCACUGGUCCAAGCAAGCAUACCGGUGGUUCUAGGUCUACAGUGGAGCAUACUAUAAAAUUGGCAAUAGAAUUACAUCGUCCAACAAAUUCAUGGGAUAUAUUUAAGAAGCUGCAUAAAAGAAAGGAUGGGAACUUUGUGGAUACCAAGUCUAAGACUGUUGGUGAUAAAAUGGAAGUUGCGAUGGCUGCUGCUAUUUCGAGCUUAUCCGAUGAUUCACAAGAAGUUCAAAAUGCCGAUAUAAAUCGCCUAUACUUGGAUGUUGUCGGCGGAGAGAAGAAAAGACGUGUGUAUGGAUUGGGCUCUCAAGCUGCGACUUUGUAUCAAGGCUACAAUUCUGCCACUUCACGCCAUUUGCCUGUAGUACCAGAUCCCGCUGCUGAAGAGCGCAUCAAAGUGCUUGAGGAGGAGGUGUUGCGUAUGAGAGAAACACAAGAGAGGAUUCUUCAAGAGCGCGUGGAGGCAGAGGUGCAACAACGCGUAGACCAAGAGGUCUCGCGUUUGAAUCAACAGAAUGAUGAUCGAUUGCGGUCUAUGGAGGAGCAAUGGAUGCGCAAGAUGAGCGAGAUGGCAUUAUCAUCUCACCCAUCUGGUGUUCCUACUCCCUUUAACAGGGACUAA
This is a messenger RNA of Nicotiana attenuata, 2090 nucleotides long. RefSeq lists its product as uncharacterized. The record is from RefSeq and is a predicted model, not a curated record. Lineage: Eukaryota; Viridiplantae; Streptophyta; Magnoliopsida; Solanales; Solanaceae. The transcript has 8 exons. Bases 984 to 2090 code for a protein of 368 amino acids.